This is a messenger RNA of Zalophus californianus (California sea lion), 919 nucleotides long. Its product is annotated as serine protease 44-like. Gene Ontology annotation, molecular function: serine-type endopeptidase activity. Gene Ontology annotation, biological process: proteolysis. Lineage: Eukaryota; Metazoa; Chordata; Mammalia; Carnivora; Otariidae. The record is from RefSeq and is a predicted model, not a curated record.
AUGGCGUCCCCCGGCGGCCCCUUGGGCCUCCUGCUCAGGCUCCUGCUCCUCCAGCCCCGGCUCGUGAGCCGACCAGGAUGCGGCCAGAGGUCUAUGAGGAUAGCCAGUGGAUUGCCCACCGCAGAGCGGAAGUGGCCCUGGCAGGUGAGCCUGCAGAUCAAUGACAGACACAUAUGCGGAGGCUCUCUCAUUGCCAGUCGGUGGGUGCUGGCCGCUGCCCACUGCAUAAUUAGCCACGAGGAAUAUACAGUGAGGCUGGGAGACAAACUGGUACAUUCUCAUUCCGAAACAACGCUGCUGGUUCCGGUGGAAGACAUCGUUUGCCAUCACUUUUACGACAAUAGAGCUUUGAGACAUGACAUCGCCCUCAUUCUGCUGGCCUUCUCGGAUUACUCCUCGUACAUCCAGCCUGUGUGUCUCCCUGAAAGGUCUCUCCACGUGGAAAGUGGGACAAAAUGCUGGGUGACUGGCUGGGGCCAACUGGCAGCAGGUGAGACUGCACCCGUGUCAGUUCGUCUUCAGGAGCCCGAGCAACUCAUUCUUCGCUACAAGAAAUGUAACAAGAUGCUGCGGACAUGGUUACGAACAUUUCGCAACCGAGUGAAAAAAGGGAUGGUCUGUGGCUAUCGAGAAGGGAAGAGUCUCUGCAAGGGAGACUCUGGGGGGCCCCUGGUCCGUGAACUUAAUGAAACAUGGGUCCAGGUGGGGAUUGUGAGUUGGGGCAUUGGCUGCGGUCGCAGAAAUUAUCCUGGAGUUUAUACAGAAGUUAGUUUCUACAAGGACUGGGUCAUUGAUCACCUGAGUCAGGCUUGCUCUUGGGACUCAGCAGGCUCCUUCCCACUUCUGUGUCUGCUGCUGCCCCUGGGCAUCCUGGUGGCCCCGUGAUCACCCCGGCCCACCCCCCUCCUGUUUCCGGGUC